UCCGCUUCCUAAGCGCUCUGUCCCUGUGCUUCAGCUCCAAAACCGCUAUGGUGACGUGUUCAGCCUGCAGAUGGCCUGGACGCCCUUGGUUGUGGUCAAUGGACUGAAGGCCGUGUGGGAAGUGCUGGUGACCUGUGGAGAGGACACUGCUGACCGCCCUCCAGCGCCCAUCUUUGAGUACCUGGGUUGGAGGCACAAAUCCCUAGGUGUGAUUUUUGCACCUUACGGGCCCGAGUGGCAAGAGCAGCGGAGAUUCUCUGUGUCCACCCUGCGCAACUUCGGCCUGGGCAGGAAAUCGCUGGAGCAGUGGGUGACGGAGGAGGCUGGUCACCUGUGUGACGCCUUCAGCGACCAGGCUGGGAGCCCCUUCAAUCCAAAAACCCUCCUGAACAAAUCGGUGUGCAAUGUGAUCGCAUCUCUCAUUUUUGCCCGCCGCUUCGAAUAUGGAGACCCUUUUCUCACCAGGAUGCUGAAAUUAUUGGAGGAAUGCCUGAGAGAGGUCUCUGGCUUCAUUCCUGAGAGCCUCAAGGCUGUGACUAGGAGGAGGCAGGUGAUGGCCCAGGUCCAUUGUGAAGGAGGCAGCGGAGACUGGUCCACGUGGACACUGAGCAUAGCUAGCCCCGAGGGCCAGCCAAAUGCUGAACGGGCUCUUAAUGCGUUCCCGAUGCUCCUGCGUGUCCCAGGGCUGGCUGACAAGGCCUUACAAGGUCAGAAGACCUUCAUGUCCAUGGUGGAUAAACUGUUGACUGAGAACAGAAUCACCUGGGACCCUGCCCAGCCACCCCGGAACCUGACUGAUGCCUUCCUGGCUGAGGUGGAGAAGGCCAAGGGGAAUCCUGAGAGCAGCUUCAAUGAUGAGAACCUGCGCAGGGUGGUGGCUGACCUGUUCAUGGCGGGGAUGGUGACCACGUCAACCACACUGUCCUGGGCCCUGCUGCUCAUGAUCCUGCACCCGGAUGUGCAGCGUCGAGUGCAACAGGAGAUCGAUGAAGUCAUCGGGCAGGUGCGGCGUCCAGAGAUGGCUGACCAGGCCCGCAUGCCCUACACCAAUGCUGUGGUCCAUGAGGUGCAGCGCUUUGCGGACAUCUCCCCAGUGCAUUUGCCACGCCUGGCCUCUCGUGACAUCGAAGUGCAGGGCUUCCGCAUCCCCAAGGGGACGAUGGUCAUGCUCAACCUGUCCUCUGUGCUGAAGGACGAGACUGUCUGGGAGAAGCCCCUCCAGUUCCAUCCUGAGCACUUCCUGGAUGCCCAGGGCCACUUUGUGAAGCAUGAGGCCUUC
Messenger RNA from Psammomys obesus (fat sand rat), 1279 nucleotides. Its product is annotated as cytochrome P450 2D9-like. The transcript has 8 exons. The record is from RefSeq and is a predicted model, not a curated record. Gene Ontology annotation, molecular function: iron ion binding; heme binding; oxidoreductase activity, acting on paired donors, with incorporation or reduction of molecular oxygen, reduced flavin or flavoprotein as one donor, and incorporation of one atom of oxygen. Gene Ontology annotation, biological process: arachidonate metabolic process; xenobiotic metabolic process. NCBI's taxonomy places the organism in Eukaryota, Metazoa, Chordata, Mammalia, Rodentia, Muridae. Gene Ontology annotation, cellular component: intracellular membrane-bounded organelle; cytoplasm. The annotation marks the transcript as partial.